ACUACUACGACUACUACCACUACCUAGACAAGGCAGGCUGAAGAUCCAAGUAGAGGCUAGAGAGAGAAAGAGGUCGAGAUUUUGUGCUAGUGUGUACAGUAGUAUACAUCCAUCCAUCGAAUGAAAGCGAGUCAAGUGAGAGAGACCAAGAUAUGUACUGAACCAAAUUAUAACAAGAUCACCAACCGUCCAGCGCUAUCGCUCUUUUUUUUAUAAGGACCAAAAUACCCCUCAUCGGCGAUUUCCCCCCUUUUCCCGACGAUGAACCACCCUGUUCACCACCUCGACCCCGCCGCUCAGGAAUUCUUCCCCACCGCCCACCCUCAACUUUACUACACCUCCUACCCCCCUCCUCCACCGUUCUACGACACCACCAUGCUCUACCCGCAGUUCUCUCCUCCGCCCUCGCCCUCGCCGCCGCCUCACUCGGCGGCGCCCUCCCGGACACUGCUGCUCAGCAUGGUGCCGGCGACCGUGAGCGAAUCGUCGGUGCGCCGCGAAUUGGAGGUGUUCGGCGAUGUGCGGUCCGUGCAGAUGGAGCGGCGCCGCGAGGGUUUGGUGACGGUGCACUUCUACGACGUGCGAGCCGCGCAGGCGGCGCUGGUGGCGAUCCAGGACCAGCACAUGCAGCAGCAGUUCCGCCUCGGCCGCCACUACGAGGCCGUGCUCACCAACCCCGUUGCCCCAGUGAUAGUGCCUCUCCCCCCGCAGACGGCGCUCGGCCUCAUCUCCGGCCGCGUCGUGUGGGCCCAAUUCGUGACUCCGGUCACCUCCGGCCUCCCCGAAGGGAACAAUCAAGGAACCCUCGUUGUCUUCAAUUUGGGCCCAGGCGUUUCCGCUUCUUCCCUCCAAGAAAUUUUCGAAGAAUUUGGCCCCGUCAAGGAAUUGAGGGAGACGCCACACAAAAGGUUUCAAAAAUUCGUCGAGUUUUAUGAUGUUCGAGAUUCCGCUAGAGCCAUGGCCGCCUUGACCGGCAAACAAAUCCUCGGCAAAAACGUCGUCAUCGAAUUCAGCCGCCCCGGCGGCCACUUCCGGAAAUUCUGGAAAUCCCCUCCUGUACGAAAUUUCAAUCAAAACUCAAACUCCUCCAGAUGUUUGCCGCCGCCACAGCCUCAGCCUCGCCCUCCGCCGCAGCGCCAAGGGUGGAGAGGAAACCCUAGUGGGAGCGAUGGGAGCAGCAGCGGAUCAUCGCUCCAUGGAUCGCUCUCGAAUCUCUCCAUUUCUACUGGAUUUGAGGAAUGCUCUAAUAAUAAUCGGCGCAUUAAAAGGACUAGUGGCUCGAGGAAAGACAACGCCCCGGCGUCUGGUAGUGGUGGUGCUUCGAAGCUUGGAGGCAAGCCGUGGAAAGGCGGCAUGAAUAGGCGGGGAAAGGAGCAUGAUCCCCGGUUUCUGAUAAAUGAAGAUGCAAUAGUGGAAUCGGAUUGCAGGGAUUUGAGAACCACUGUCAUGAUCAAGAACAUCCCUAACAAAUAUAGUCAGAAGCUGCUGCUGAACAUGCUGGACAACCACUGCAUCCACUGCAACGAACAGAUGACCGGCGGCGAUGACCAGCCCUUGUCUUCUUAUGACUUCGUCUACCUCCCCAUUGAUUUCAUCAACAAGUGCAAUGUGGGGUAUGGAUUCGUGAACAUGACUUCUCCAGAGGCUACAUUGAGACUCUACAAAGCCUUCCACCACCAAAGCUGGGAAGUUUUUAACUCCAGAAAGAUCUGCCAAGUCACUUAUGCAAGAUUGCAGGGGCUUGAUGCGUUAAGGGAGCACUUCAAGAACUCCAAGUUCCCAAGCGAGGCCGAGGAGUACAUGCCGGUGGUAUUCUCUCCCCCUCGUGAUGGACGGGCGCUGACUGAUCCUAUCCCGAUAACUGGCUGCACCUUGGAGAGCCCAGCGAGUUCCAAGGGAAAUCUGUCGGAGCCACACAGUGACGAAGGUCUCAACGGCCACCACAUCAGCAAUGCCAUUUAUGACUAUGACGAGGGCGAGCGCGGUGUUUGCAGUUAUGACGAAACUGAUAUGUGAAGAAUUGGAGAAAAGUAGCCAAUGGGCAUUGUUGUUAAGCCUCGAGCCCUUCUCUGGCACCCCACAUUCAUGGCCAUGCAUAGUGUGUGUGUGUGAGAGAGAGAGAGAGUAACCUUAAAACCACAGUUGAGCUAAGCUUAAUAGAAUUGGAGAGUGAAGCCUGAUUUUUGUAUCAUAAAUUUACUUAGAACUUUCAGCGAAAUAGGUGUUAGGGCUUAAUUUAUAGCAUCUUUGCUUGUUUUUUUAAUUUCACUUUUUGCGUCUUUUCUCUUUUCCUUGAGUCAGUAACAAA
Molecule: messenger RNA, 2308 nt
Organism: Salvia splendens (bonfire salvia)
Lineage: Eukaryota; Viridiplantae; Streptophyta; Magnoliopsida; Lamiales; Lamiaceae
Product: protein terminal ear1-like
Exons: 5
Coding region: 262-2016 (584 amino acids)
Molecular function (GO): RNA binding
Source: RefSeq, a predicted model, not a curated record